AUGUCGAAUCAAUCAAACAUCCACGAAAUGCUCCCGUUCCGCGGCAAGGCCGCAUCACAUCAACACGGCGCCGCCACCACCACCACCACGACCAUGGCCUUCCGUCCCGCCGCCACCGCCGCCGCCACCUCUGCCGCGAUGCCCGCUUCGGCGGAAGAAGAAGACGACCUCGCCUCCCUCGAGGCAAUGCUGCGAACAACGGAGGAGGAGAUGGCGGAGGAGGAGGAGAGGAGAGAGCGGGCUGCGGCCCAAGUGGAAGAAGACCGCCCGCGGGCGGCAACGUUGAAGAAGCUCGCCUUCGGAGGGCACUUCCGCGAGCCCGUCGGCGACCUCGCGUUGAGGGUGUUCCGUCGCGAGUGUGAGGCGAUGGCGGAGCACCUCCCGCGCGCGGGCGACGACGCGCUCCGCCGGAAGCAUGAGAGGAGGGAGGAGCACGCGGUGCGGACUCGGGAGAUGGAGAGAGAGAUGCUGGCGAGGGCGGCGAAGCUGGACGGGGAGAAGAGGGGGGCGGCGAGGAAGGGGAAGAAGAACAAGAAGCAGAAGGCUGCAGCGAAAAGAGUCAUCGCCGCUCAGAAGUGCUGCCGAACUUCCGACCAACUCCCUGUGGACACCUUCGGUGCUCCACUCAACAGGCUAUUGGAUUGGAAGUAUUCUGGACCGUUCUACGCUCCGAACUUGUCAUACUGCACCUACCUCAUCGACUACGCCACACCUGCCAUUUCCAGUCCCGCAAACGCUACUUGCACCUGUUGCUCGAUGACAUUUGCAACCGAUCUCAAGUUACUGCACCAAAUUACCAUCGCUCACCUCAAGGAACUCAUCGACAGAGCCGCCACAAAGACGGGAGACGACUCACAAGAGCACGGAAAGGACGACGCAUACACUGGCAGGAAGAGCGAUACGAGCGACGACUGGGUUGAGCCCAACAUGUGA
Zymoseptoria tritici IPO323 is the source of this 933-nucleotide messenger RNA. RefSeq lists its product as uncharacterized. The transcript is spliced from 4 exons. The record is from RefSeq and is a predicted model, not a curated record. Lineage: Eukaryota; Fungi; Ascomycota; Dothideomycetes; Mycosphaerellales; Mycosphaerellaceae. The coding region runs from base 1 to 933 and encodes 310 amino acids.